Messenger RNA from Botrytis porri, 1251 nucleotides. RefSeq lists its product as uncharacterized. The transcript is spliced from 5 exons. Lineage: Eukaryota; Fungi; Ascomycota; Leotiomycetes; Helotiales; Sclerotiniaceae. The record is from RefSeq and is a predicted model, not a curated record. Bases 1 to 1251 code for a protein of 416 amino acids.
AUGGCUAACGAGUGUGCUGUAUGCCAUAAGCAGGGUGAAAAAGUCCUCCGUUGUAGUCGAUGUCGUUCCCGGGAGUACAAAUUGCCAAACACAGGACUGGCCAACUUACAAGGCAACAUGCAGACGCCAGAACUACAUUUUGAAGCGUCUUUUGCUGAUCUGCAUGAUGCCCUCCAAGUUGCGUUUGAUUGGAAGAGCUGCCAUCUUUACGACUUUGAAUUUCUCGAUCAUAACGAAACCAUGGGCUCCAAAAAUAGGCUUGUUAUGAAGCCGAUACUGUGCAAAAUUACCGACCUUGACACGAUGGAUGGUGGCGACGACUCAGCCAAGGAUAGCAAACGCACUAAGCUUUAUCAGAUUCUGGAUGGGGCACGCACCAGUGGUAAAACUAUCCAUUAUAUGUAUGCUUUUGGAGACGGAUGGGAACAUAUUAUCACCUGUAGCGAGCGAGCAGAUCCAACCACCAACUUCGUCGUAUUAGGUGGUGAAGGGCAUGGAUGUGCAGAAGAUGUGGGAGGGUGUAGUGGAUGGGUUGAGCUAAUCGCAGCUUAUGAGUCUGAUGAACCGACGGAGCACCAGAGACACUUGAUAGGUCUGCGGGGAGCAGCAAAGUACGCGUGGGACAAAGACAGAAUCAAUGCAAUCUUGGAGGAACUUGAUACUUCCAAGCUCCCUGGACAUUCUACUUCAAUCCUUCUGGUAUCCUUGGCUAGUGAGUCAUGGUUUGAUCAAAUGUACGCUUCUGUGCUUACCAAAUUUCGCUCUAAAGCCACAAUCAAAGACGUCACAGAUGAUGCAUCAGCAAUGAAAUGUAUGGAAGAAUCACAUAAUUUUGGCACCAUCAUCUUUAUUAAUAUCAAUGGAAAGUUGGUUGAAUAUGCAAAAGCCGGUGGAAUCUUGAUAUUUGGAUUUUUAUUGUCAAGCUUUACCGAGCCACCCAAGUUUGAGGAGUUGAUGGAAACCUAUGGCCUAGAUUGGAAGUUUGGUGAUUGUACUCAAGAGAUCUACAACAUCAAUGGAAGGGCCGAUCUUAACAAGAAGUACAAUUUAAUGCCCUACAGCAUGAAAGCUGUCAGUUUGAAGAACGUUAGGCCUGAAGAUAGAGUCUACUCUGGCCCUAAACUCGCUAAAGAUCAGAGUCCCGCAGUUUUCGCAAAGUAUGGGAGUAACAGGGGUCAAAUUGGUUGGGUCGGCGACGUCAAUGGAGAGGAAAAAACGACAACACUGCUUCUAGCAAUGUGUGGAAUUUGA